This is a messenger RNA of Suillus paluster, 417 nucleotides long. RefSeq lists its product as uncharacterized. Bases 1 to 417 code for a protein of 138 amino acids. NCBI's taxonomy places the organism in Eukaryota, Fungi, Basidiomycota, Agaricomycetes, Boletales, Suillaceae. The transcript has a single exon. The record is from RefSeq and is a predicted model, not a curated record.
AUGUCUACUGCACUCCCUCAAGCACAGGAACCAUUCACACUGCUGCAAUUUUCAUUUUCAGAUGACGCUAAUUUGUUGCCCACACGUGAUCUGUCGCUUCCCGGUGCAACUCCACUACUCCAUCUUCGCCAGCCUUCCCCAGUAAUUUUUUCACCACAACCCUCUCCACCACUCUCUUUACCCCUGCUUUCCUUGCCACUCCCUUCACCUGAGCCUUCCUUACCGCUCACUACACCCAAGCCUUCCUUACCACUCACUAUGCCCAAGCCUUCCUUACUGCUCACUAUGCCUGAGCCUUCCUUACUGCUCACUUCACCCAAGCCUUCCUUACUGCCCGCUUCACCCGAGCCUUCCUUGCCACUCACUUCACCCAAGCCUUCCUUACUGCUCCCUCUGCCCAAGCCUUUUUUUUUUUAA